AUGGAUGUAGAGCCGGCAUCACCGCUAUUAAAGCGAGCGCUCUCGUCCCCGCAGCUUCGCUUGUCCACAGGGGUACUGGGGCUGGCUCGCGAGGCCUCUUCCGAUCUCACGGCAGUAGUAGCUUCAAAUUCGAAGUCAACGGACCCCGAGGCAGCCUCAAAUUCCAAAGAGCCAUUAAGAGACUCACCCAAGCUACCCACGACACAAACGACACAAACGACUCCCGAAAUAGCUCGGCUCGUAUCAAAGAGCAAGGCAAAAUCGCCAGGUUUUGACUUUGAGCAGCAUUAUGGCGUCUCUCGCAAAUCUGCCGGAGAGGUCUUGAACGAAAUUCUGCAAGACCUCUUGAAUUACAAAAAUAUCCACAACUGGGACGAUAAGCUUGUGACUACGCCGUUCGCUGCCCUUACGGCGACUGUUCGCAGCUAUUAUAACGAGAAGCCCGGACACCUCAACAGCUUACUCGAGGACGCCGUCGUCGACGAGGUCUUGACGGCCAAUGGUGUCAGCAGCAGGCCAUCUAUCAAGGCUGAAAUGGCCAAUAUCGAUGCUCAUUUAUUCUUCACAAAGAACCUGCCCAAGAGAAGGCCGUCAACAACUCCGGAAUCGGAGGCCGUUCCAGUUACGCCCCGUACACGAAGCACACCUGGAAGUUUCCAGUCCAAAUCACCAGGCCUGUCGCAUGGGCGAGUUGUAUACAUCAAGGAGAAAACGACCGCCUUGAAAAGAGCCAGCUUUCUCGUCCUGCAUGCGUUUUGUAUACGCUUACAGAAUGAAGACUACGGCUUCAUUCGCGCCUUUAUCGAACGGCACCUCAGCUUGCGGUGUGUGCAAAAGGUCCCCUACCACUGGCAGCAGAUAUCUCCUCCACAGAUGGACGCCUCACGGCAACAAUGCUACAAAAGGGUCACCAUCUCCUGCCACCUCUCGUAUCUGACCCUCGAUUCGGAUUCCCAAGAUGCAGCCGAUACCAAAGAAUCGAUCGAUCGAGAGGCCGUCUUCCCCUUCGGGCACAAAACGAAGGACCACCAUGACGACUUGCCCAACAGCCACCAAUCUCUCUUCCGGGCAUCGUCAUCUGUCCUGCUCACGCUCGCUGAACCCGUCGAAUCAAAGUCUCACGAGGAAGAAACCAGCCUGUUGCGCAAUCCCGAGGCUUUAUGGACCGUCAUUGUGCUCAACUCCCCCUCCAAUCUAGGCUACGACCACGAGCCAGUACAGUACCUCACGCCCAUAGCCCAGUAUGUGCGCGGCAUGGCGUCUUCUGUAGUCACGCAAAGAAACAACGCCCAGGGCAUAUACGACGCCGUCAAAGGUCGCCUGGCGGAUAACGAGGGCGACGGCAUGUUUGACGACAAGAACUUCACCAAGUCGAUGCUGUAUCACUGGGCGGUGCAGGCGUGCGACGAGCUGGCCGAGUCGAUAUCCUCGAGUUUGCGUUUCCUGAGAAAGACGCUCGAAACGAACGUCAAGAAACUUUGCACUGACGCGCAUGUGUACGAGAAGCUCGGCAUUGAGUAUUGGAUGCAGCGGAUGGAUGAGGAGCUGUUCGCGCUGGAGGAUCUAGAGUCGCAGAUUAUUGCGUUGCGAGGGCGAGUGCAAGAAAAUCGUCACGCGUUGCACGGCGUCACGGCGGUUCUCGAAGCUCGUCUGGCCUCCCAGCAAAGCGAACGCAUGAAGAUACUCGCUUACCUGGCAACGAUAUACCUGCCACUGACAUCUACAGCUUCACUGUACAGCAUGAGCGUCCUUCCGAAAUCAGCAAACUUCCCAUCCUUCUUCGUCGUCCUCGCUAUAUCUCUCGUCCUCACCAUCCUCCUCGGCCUGCAGUUGCCCUCACUCCUGGCAAAAUGGUUCUAUGUCACGCGAACGUGGCCACCGCGAGCUCGCCAGGCCAUAAAGAGGACCAACAUGUCAUUCCAACGCCCCGAGUGGACCAGAAUCCCCUAUAUCCAGGGCUACGUCGACAUAUUGAACCCAACCAUCGAUCUAGAUCCUCGUUUGAGAAACCCGCCCGACCACUGGAGCGAGACGGUCCAAGAUUCCUUGCUCUUCUACAUUACUUGGUUCAUCUUUCGCCGCCUCCCCGUACUGGUGCUGCAUCACUUCCUCUCCAACGAGGUCAACUUCCCAGUCUAUCAGUGGUUUCUGUAUCAGCAUAGGCAUAAUCCCCGGAUGGAGAUCUACUACCACUGGGCCUUCUUUAUCCGGGAUUUUGUGCGUGCUAUUCUCUUGCCGGCGUGGGUUGUCGUCGGCGGCGCCUUCUUGUGUUACUUGAUCAUCCAGGACGUUCUUGGAGUUGUGUGCGUGCCCGUGCUUAAUGUUGUGCUGGGUCCUGUUUUGCAGCUUUUUACUUUCUGUUUCGUCGGCGUCGUGCUUGUUUCGGAGUUUAUUUGGGAUAAUUUGCUGGGGAUACUCAGGUUUCUGAGCUUCAGGUGUUGGCUACGGAGGGGCUAA
Molecule: messenger RNA, 2457 nt
Organism: Fusarium pseudograminearum CS3096
Lineage: Eukaryota; Fungi; Ascomycota; Sordariomycetes; Hypocreales; Nectriaceae
Exons: 7
Coding region: 1-2457 (818 amino acids)
Biological process (GO): metal ion transport; transmembrane transport
Cellular component (GO): membrane
Molecular function (GO): metal ion transmembrane transporter activity
Source: RefSeq, a predicted model, not a curated record